AUGCGUCCCGUUUAUUUCAUUCUGGGAGCAUUUUUCUUCGGAACUCAAGCGGCUCCUCCUGGACUAACCGCCGAUGACUCCGUCAACAUCGUCUCCAAGAUUAUCGGUAUUUUUACUCAGAAAAUGAUGCUCAACGCCGUCUGAGGUUCGUUUCAGGGCUCCAAUUCAAUAAAUUUGACGCACUUCUUCACUUCGUUCGACAUGCCGACGUGUCUGAAACGAUGUAUGCCGGCAAUGGACAGCAUCGGAACGGUUCUGACGGCUUUCAAACAGCCGGAAGAGAUCAAGAAGCUGUGUUCGAAUCUGACAGAAGCGACGAAGUGCGCGACGGCCGCCGGCUGCAACGAAGUCUUUGUCGGAGCGAUUUCAAACGCUUUUCAGUUCAUGUGCAUGGAUAACUUGGACAGUAAGUCAGAUUUUUCAAAACUUCGUGAAACAUUUGUUUGUUUUCAGAAGUCUCUGGUCAGUUGGCAUGUAUUCAAGACUCAGCCGGUGACUUGCAGCAAGAAUGCGAAGCCACGUGCGCCGUGCAAGCCGAUGUGAUCGAAAACGCUAGAAAGAAUACAGUUGACACAAUAUUUACCCUCGAGAAAAUGUGCAAUUCGACAAGCUGUCUCGUCGACUGUUAUCAGGACAACAUCCAGAAGUAUUGCGAGAUUGGCGAGGAUAAUGUGAUCGACACGAUCUUCUCGCAACUCGAAGCGAUGGAGGAGCAGCAACAGCCGGCCAUCUUUGCCUAUAUGAAAAAGGACGACAAAAAGAAAACCGGACUGCAAAAGAUUCUUGGAUGGAUGAUGCCGCACGGAUGCGACGACGAGAAGCUCAAGAUCAAGUUGACGAAAAAACCGACUCUUACGGACAAGCCGAAGAACGUCGGAUCGCCCCCAGAAGCGGCGAAAGAAGCACCGAGCCAGAAGACGUCGCCGUCAGAGACUCGCAACAAUUCCACCGAUUCGGACGCUCUUUUGAAAGCGAAACCUGCAAAUGUGUCCUCGGCUGCGAUGAUGAUCAAUGGAAAAGUGCAGACAUUGCAGUGCGAAGUGUUCGAUUCCAAGGGAAAUGCCCAGAAUGCGCCCGAUUUCGAGUCUCUUGCCAAGAUUUUGAUGGUUUGAUUUUGACGUUCUUUGGUAAAUUCCAAUUCCCAAUCUAUUCUUUUCAGGAGCACUUCCACAUGAAACUGCCUGCAAAGCCUGUCGAGCCAGCCGUCAAAUCCGCCCCGGAGAGAGAAUGCCACGAAGUGUCCGAAUCACAAUCCAAAAGCUCCGGAGCCGCCACCGCCGUCAUUUCGAGCAUCAUUCCCCUGGUCGCUUUGAGAAUUUUGUAA
Caenorhabditis sp. 36 PRJEB53466 is the source of this 1324-nucleotide messenger RNA. Lineage: Eukaryota; Metazoa; Nematoda; Chromadorea; Rhabditida; Rhabditidae. The record is from the annotation of a GenBank genome assembly.